This is a messenger RNA of Sparassis crispa, 1293 nucleotides long. RefSeq lists its product as hypothetical. The transcript has 3 exons. The record is from RefSeq and is a predicted model, not a curated record. Bases 1 to 1293 code for a protein of 430 amino acids. NCBI's taxonomy places the organism in Eukaryota, Fungi, Basidiomycota, Agaricomycetes, Polyporales, Sparassidaceae.
AUGUUUACGCCCCCUGCCUCCCCCGCUCCUAAACGUAUCCGGCGUGAACCUCAGACCGCACACCCAAGAGAUCCAUCACCAGCGACUCCAUCCAGCUCUUCUUCGCUCUCACCUUCGCCCGCCAGCACGCCCCCCUUCACGCCCGGUUCAUCACCAGCCCAACCGAAGCAGCUCUCCGGCGAAGAGCUGUACCACCUUCCCGCCGCAUCGAAGCGUCGCACAGGCCAUCGCACGCGAUGGACUAUCCUUCUUGUACCCGUUGUUCUCGUGCUCGUGACAGUAUCCACGCGUUACCUGUCUCACCCCACAGCGUUCGAUGCGCUCUCGCCCGAUCAGUCUUCGCAAGACUGGACGACUUGGGCGGCGACGAUAUCGAAUUGGCAGCCACACAAGCGACACCCAGAACCUGACUUCCAAGCACCUGCCGAGACGGAAUCGUUGUCGUUCUCCAUCUCGUCCGCUCUGGCUAUGUCGCCAUCCUCCACAGGUUCGUCUGCGACUGCGUCGCCAUCCUCGUCCGCAUCCCAUAGCCCCGUAUAUCCGACUAUCCCCGUGGUUCCCCCAGUACUCCCCACGCCAUUUCCACAGCCGUUGGAUACUACGCUCUCGCAGAAUUUCUCUACAGAAAGUUGCCAGGAAUUCUUCGUCAAUAUGACACAGACGGAGACUUUCCGCGAGUGUAGGUCCUUUGGAAUGCUCCUGCAGAGCUCUUCGGCGUUCAUUCAGGCCCAGUCGAACAUUACCCUACUGAAUACAAUUGUAUGGGGCACCUGCAAUACGGACGUCAGCGAGGACCAGUGCACGGCAAACAUAGACUGGUUUGCGGAGACGAUGCAGGCGUCCUGCGCGACAGAGCUCAAGCUCAACAACGUCAUGGCGACGACCACAUUGCAAGGCCUUCAGUCGUACGCAAUGAUGCGGAGGGCGGGAUGCCUGUCGAACUCGACGACAGAUACAUAUUGCUACAUCGACGCCGUAGCAGGCGGAAACGCGGCGAACAUGUAUCUUUACUUGCUGCCACAAGGCUCCCCGCUCCCGAACUCGUCCGUCCCGAGCUGCACACGAUGCACGCAGAUGCUGAUGGGGGAAUAUGUCUCUUAUAUUGGGAACGUGACGGGCCUGGAGGAGACGUACGAGCAUGCGGCGGAGAUCGUGAACGCGGUGUGCGGGCAGGGUUUUGUGCAGGAGGUUGCGACUGUGACGAACAAGAACGCUGCUACGCCUGUUUGGAGUGCUACCCUGUGGACGAUUAUGGCGCUGUUGGUGGCGAUGACUGGAACGCUCGCUUCAUGA